ACCGCCGCGAUGGAGGAUACGCUGGACUUCGACGAGGAGCGGUUCCGCGGCGCAGUCACCUCCGUGGCCAAGCUGGGUCGCCGAGCUCAACUGGAGCCGUCACAGGCUGAGAAUCACUUCGGGGGCAAGAAUUCCUCGUUGACUCUGAACAGAGAGGAGCCCCCUCCCAAACCACCUCGGAGGCACGGAGGUUGGGCUGACGACUCCUCAAAACCAUCAACGGGCAGCCAGCGUCUCAGACAGCAGAGCCCGGAUGGAUCAGAUGACGGAGGAGACACCCCGAUUAUCCCGGAUCUGGAAGAAGUCCAGGAAGAAGACUUUGUUCUGCAGGUGGCAGCUCCUCCCAGCAUCCAGGUAAACCGGGUGAUGACCUACCGCGACCUGGACAAUGACCUCAUGAAGUACUCGGCCUUCCAGAACUUGGACGGCGAGAUCGACCUGAAGCUCCUCAGCAAAGUGCUCUCGCCCGAGCACGAGGUCCGCGAGGAUGACGUCAGCUGGGACUGGGACCACCUGUACACCGAGGUGUCGUCGGAGCUCCUCACCGAGUGGGAGCUGCUGCAGGUGGAGAAGGAGGAGCCUGCGGGCGGGGCCAGGCUCACCUGACCCAGGCCUCUGCUUUGGAUUUGAAACAAAUUAACCAAAAUGCAAUAAGCUGAAAAACUAAGGGAGCUUGCAAGCAGCUUAGGGUUUUUAUAUGGAUAUUUUGUAACAAAAAUAUUUAUUUUCAGUAGACCCCACUGGAUCUCUCAGUUGCAAUAAAUGGCUAUUCUGUGGCCGCAUCCUCUGAUCCUUUGCAGCAU
This is a messenger RNA of Lepus europaeus (European hare), 803 nucleotides long. RefSeq names its product intraflagellar transport 43 (gene IFT43). NCBI's taxonomy places the organism in Eukaryota, Metazoa, Chordata, Mammalia, Lagomorpha, Leporidae. Gene Ontology annotation, cellular component: intraciliary transport particle A; cilium. Gene Ontology annotation, biological process: intraciliary retrograde transport. Bases 10 to 606 code for a protein of 198 amino acids. The record is from RefSeq and is a predicted model, not a curated record. The transcript is spliced from 8 exons.